Messenger RNA from Paramecium sonneborni, 916 nucleotides. The record is from the annotation of a GenBank genome assembly. Lineage: Eukaryota; Ciliophora; Oligohymenophorea; Peniculida; Parameciidae.
GAUUAUUUAAAUAAUUAGAUGUCUAAUCAUCCAUAUAGUAAUGCACCCCCUAAUCAACCUUUAGCUGCUACUUAAGCACCUAAAUUUGGUUAACCAACAUUGUAAUAAACAGUUCCAUAGGUAAGAUUCUAUUAAAAUUAUUAGUAUGGUAUUCCAUUGUAAUAAUCUCCAAUUCGAUAAUCAUAUAUCUAACCUGUUCAAUAUUCACCAGUUUAACAACCAGUCCAAUAUGUUUAACAACCAGUCCAAUAUGUUCAACAACCAGUAUAGUAUGUUCAAUAACCAGUUUAACAAGUUUAGGUAUAACAAGUACAAGUACUAUAAAUUUUGUUAUUUUAGCAUCAAUCAAUAAAAGGAGAGUCAAGAAUUGAAUAUGUUCCCUAUUAGAAGGCAGUAGUUGAAUAUGAAGAAUAAGAAGUGGUUUAAUAUGUUCCAAGAGAAAGAAAGGUGACAGAUUAUUAUGCAGUUGAAUACUAAACUGAAUAUGUCCCUCAAGUGUUCUAGGAGAAGUACACAGGUAAAAUAAAAUUGUGAAUAAUGAAUAGAAUAUGUUCCUGUAGAUAGAUAUUAAGAAAGAGUAGAAUAUUAUCCAGUUGAAAGAUAAGUGGUUCAUCAAUAAGUUUAACCAGUUUAAUAAGUGUAAUAAGUAUAAGUUGUUCAACAACCAGUUCAAGUUGUCUAAUAAUCAGUUUAUCAAUAAUAACCAGUUUAGUAUAUUUAAUAGCCUGUUACUUAUGCAUAACCCUUAGUUGCUUCGAGAGUAGUUCCUUAAAAUAUUGGAUCUACUUAUCCUACUUAUGCACCAUCUUAUGUUUAACAAUUCUAACCAUAAUAACUUCCACCAAAACCAUAAUAAUAGGCUCCAAGAUCUAAUGCUGCCCAACAAUGAACCAUAUUCAUAAAAUCAAAAUUUAAG